AUGUUAUCAAACAUUAUUUUUUAUUAUCUUUUCUUCCAUUUCGUAUCGGUGGAAUGUGCAUUGGCAGUUUCCAAUCAAACCAGCACAAAGAGACCUCCGACAACUUUCACAAAAGGCCCCAAUAUAGCCAAGCCUGGCUGCCAAAGUAAAUGUGGGAACUUAACUUUUCCUUAUCCAUUUGGCAUUGGCCUAGGUUCAGGGUGUUCUUUACACCCUACAUUCGAUAUCAGAUGUGAUAAUUCUUUCAACCCUCCAAAGUCCUUUCUUGAAAAUAUUAAUUUUGAAGUUAUUGAUGUAACAGAUUCACAAAUGAGGAUCAAGAAUUUUAUGAUUUCCAACUGUUACAACCAACGAGGCAACUUGACCAGCCAAAACACCUUUAGGAUCGGCCCGUUACCUCUACCUUUUAGCUUAUCUGAUGGAAAUAAGUUCACAAUUGUCGGAUGUGAUGAUAUUUCCCUACAAUUUGGAAAUGAGAAAGGUAAUUCGACCAAUGGGUGCAUUUCUGUUUGUUCUUCAAGAGAGCAAAUUCUUGAUGGUUAUUGUAGUGGCAUUGGUUGUUGCCAGUCUUCAAUACCCAAAGGCCUAACAAGUUUUUCUACUUCUCUCGGCAGCAUUAAUAAUCACAUUAAUGUGUGGUCCUUCAAUCCUUGUGCUUUUGCCUUUCUUGCUGAGCAGGAUACCUUCACAUUUCAUUCUUCUUACCUCAGCGACGUCACUUUUAAAAAUAAAACCAUCGAGAAUGUUCCCAUACUCCUAAAUUGGGUGAUUCGAAAUGAAACUUGCGAUGAAGCUCGUAAAUUCGAUGAUUUUGCAUGUCACAAGAAUAGCAAUUGCAUGAACUCUGACACUGGCGUAAAUGGAUAUAAUUGCAGAUGCUUUGACGGAUAUGAGGGCAAUCCCUAUCUCAACCCAGGCUGCACAGGUUACUUUUUUUUUUGCUUUUACACCACACUUACAAUAUUAUUCCAUUUAUCUGUUUUGAUGUUUCGAUAAGCGGAUUAUUAUGAUGUUCGUUUAUGAGUUUCAGAUACAAACGAAUGUGAGAAUGGACCAUGUGACCCAAAAGGCAUAUGCACUAAUUCUCCUGGUAGCUAUAAUUGUUCGUGUCCUCAUGGCCUGACGGGUGAUGGCACAAAAGAUGGCACUGGAUGCUUUAAACAAAAAAAAAACCAUUUCAGCUCUCAAGU
Molecule: messenger RNA, 1190 nt
Organism: Erythranthe guttata (spotted monkey flower)
Lineage: Eukaryota; Viridiplantae; Streptophyta; Magnoliopsida; Lamiales; Phrymaceae
Source: RefSeq, a predicted model, not a curated record